Molecule: messenger RNA, 1917 nt
Organism: Dreissena polymorpha
Lineage: Eukaryota; Metazoa; Mollusca; Bivalvia; Myida; Dreissenidae
Exons: 2
Coding region: 1-1917 (638 amino acids)
Source: RefSeq, a predicted model, not a curated record
AUGAAUCUACAGAAAAUACAGAUACAGAGAGAGGGUCACCGCCGUUUCAUUGAGAAAUAUUUGGAGAAAAUCGAACAAUCUAAGGAGAACGAUUCAUUGACCGAUUUUCACGCUAUUCUCAAAGCUAUCGAAGCGAAAGUCACGAUUCUAGAGACACUGAAUGAGAAAAUACUAUCACAGACGGAGAUAGAUGGAUUGGAGGAAGAAAUUUUUCAAACAGACACGUAUUCAGCGGAACUGGAUAUCCAGCUGUGUCGCUUACGAGCUUUCCGAGAUCAACAGGAAAAGAGAGCAGCCCCGCAUACUACCGACCUACCACGAGAUGACCAGAGAAAUUCAUGUAAUCAGCAGAGCAACAACAAUGAUAGAGGCCAGAAGAUCCCGAUACGAGUAUUAAUAGUACCUACCAUUUCAACGCCCCUCAACCAGAGAUACCAACAAUCAGUGUCCGAUUUACCGUAUCUACAAGGUCUUAAACUCGCCCAUCCAGUUACAGGAAACUCCAUAUUUACAAUUUCGAUGCUGAUAGGUGCAGACUUUUACUGGGAUAUCGUUGAAGAUCACAUAGUACGUGGAAAUGGAUCCACCGCUGUGAGAUCAAAGAUCGGCUACCUGUUAUCGGGACCUUUCCAAGCACAAAACAACCGAGCUACAGAUCACGUGUUCAAUGUAAUGGCGUCGCCUAUGACAACGGACGUAUUAGAACGUUUUUGGAAUCUGGAGAGUAUGGGAGUUACUCAGAGCGAAAAGAAUAUAGACAAGACACGCUAUUUCAAGGAUUACCAGACUUCAUCCAUAGAAUACGAGAACGGACGGUACACUGCCAAAUUACCUUGGAAACUAGACCACUCGACCCUCCCUAGUAACUACGACAUAGUGAAAGCAAGAACCGAGAGUACUCUGAGAAGACUACGUAGAGAGCCCCAUCUACUCCAGAAAUAUGACGAAAUCAUUGCUGAACAGGAACGACGUGGUUUUAUUGAGAGAAUUGAUAACGAUACCCCACCCACAGGACAACUCCACUACAUUCCCCACCACCCAGUGAAAAAGGAUUCAGCGACCACGCCCAUUCGGAUAGUAUAUGAUUGCAGCUGCCGCACAUCAACCCAGUUCCCAUGCUUGAAUGAUUGUUUAGAGUCGACCCCACCCAUGUUGAAUGACCUUACCACCAUACUAGUGAAAUUCCGUCUCCAUGGUUACGCCAUCACAACAGACAUUGAGAAAGCCUUCCUUCAUGUCGGAUUAAAUGAAGGAGACCGAGACGCUACCAGAUUUCUAUGGACAAGCGAUACUUCUAAUCCCAACAGCCCAUUACAAACUUACCGUUUAAAGUCCGUGUUAUUUGGUGCCACCUGCUCGCCAUUCAUGCUUAGUGCGACCAUUUUGAAACAUCUUGAAAUAAACAAGCACGUGCCCGCAGCCAAGGUCAUCGAGAAAGAUAUAUACGUGGACAAUAUACUUUCAAGCUUCGAAAAAAGGUCAGAUCUGCUAACCUACUUCACAGAGUCCCGACGUUUGAUGUCCAGCGCAUGUAUGAACCUCCGUUCAUGGACCUCCAACAGUGAAACACUUAGAUCCCGUGCAAAAAAAGAGAAUGUGCUUGAUACGGACGAAGUUGUUAAGAUACUUGGAAUGAGAUGGAACCCGGUCAAGGAUGAAAUGUCAUUUGCUGAAAGAAACAUCACAAUCCUAGAUGUCGUUACGAAGAAAACCAUUCUAAAAUACUCAUCCCAGAUCUAUGACCCCCUUGGUCUACUUAGCCCCGUGUCCGUCAGUGCAAAGAUCUUACUUCAAGAACUAUGGAAAGCCAAAUAUGACUGGGAUACCGCUUUACCCGAUCAUAUAUGCGAGACCUGGAACCAGCUAGCUAAAUCCCUCAACAGAGCUACAGGUGUGAACUUUUCCCGACAAUUCUAA